AUGGCGGCCGGCGGCAAGGCCUCCUCCUCCGCCUCCUCUUCCUCCUCCUCCUCCUCUUCCUCGGCCUCGGCCGCGUCGCUGGACAGGAAGCUGCAGGCGGUGACCAACACCAUGGAGUCCAUCCAGGGCCUCUCCUCCUGGUGCCUGGAGAACAAGCGACACCACGCCGCCAUCGCCCGGCGCUGGAUCCACUGGAUGCGCCGCUCUGGCUUCGCUCACCGACUGAACCUCUUCUACUUGGCCAACGACGUCAUACAGAACUGCAAAAGAAAAAACGCCAUCAUCUUUCGCGACACCUUUGCCGAAGUGCUGCCGGAAGCCGCUGCGUUGGUGAACGAUCCCUCCGUCUCCAAGUCUAUAGAGAGGAUUUUCAAAAUAUGGGAAGACAGAAAUGUGUAUCCAGAGGAAACCGUUACCGUUCUAAAAGAAGCUUUAAGUUCCACUUUCAAAUCCCAGAAGCAGCCGAAAGAAACUCCGAGCAAACAGCCAACUAAGUCUUGGAAGAAAUCUCAAACCUCUACCAACCCGAAGGCGGCAUUAAAGUCCAAGAUUGUGGCCGAGUUUCGGCCGCAGUCGCUGGUGGAUGAGCUCCUCUCCCACAAGCACUCGGAAGACCAGAUCGAGCUGAAGGAGAAGCAGCUGUCCACCAUGCGGGUGGACGUCUGCAGCACCGAGACCCUGAAAUGCUUGAAAGACAAGACUGGAGGGAAGAAGUUCUCCAAGGAGUUUGAGGAGGCCAGCGCCAAGCUGGAGGAGUUCGUGAACAGCCUGGACAAGCAGGUGAAGGACGGCCCUUCGCUGACGGAAGUGCUGGAGAACGCGGGCAUCUUCUACGAAGCCCAGUACAAGGAGGUCAAGGUGGUGGCCAAUGCUUACAAGACCUUCGCCAACCGAGUGAGCAAUCUCAAGAAGAAACUGGACCAGCUGAAGGCCACCCUCCCUGACCCCGAGGAGUCGCCCGUCCCCUCGCCGAGCAUGGACGCCCCCUCUCCCACGGGCUCCGAGUCCCCGUUCCCGGGGAUGGGGGAAGAAGACGCCACCCCCUCACCCAAGGCGGCAGUGACGGCGGCGGCAGCGGUGGUGAAGUCUCCCUCCCCGGAGCUCGCCACAGACAAUCGGGACGUGGAGGACAUGGAGCUCUCCGAUGUGGAAGAGGAGGCCCCCAAAAUUAUCGUGGAAGAGAGAAAAGAGAAACCAGCGGCCUCAAGUCCGAACCCCGCCAAGAUGGCUGAGAGCGUCCCCAGGGCUUCCCCGCUGACGGCGGCCGCCCCAGCGGCUGCUGCCGCCACCACCUCUGGAGCGCCCCCGGCAGCUGCACCCGUGCUGGCACCCCCUGCCGUCACUCCUCCGGCCCCCAAGCCGUCGAGCCAAGCCCCUCUUCCUUCGUCGCCAGCUCUGGGGUUGCCAAACCUAGCCAACGUGGACCUGGCCAAGAUCAGCUCCAUCCUCAGCAGUCUGACGUCCGUCAUGAAGAACACAGGGGUCAGUCCUGCCUCCAGACCUUCCCCCAGCACCCCGACUAGCCCCACCGGCCUCAUGGGUGGCUUGAAGGCUCCGGCCACGGGACCCCUGGCGGCCUCGCCCAGCCCCCUGGCCAGCAUCUUCUCCAAAGUGGAGAUCACCCCAGAGAGCAUCCUGUCCGCACUCUCCAAGAGCCAGGCCCAGGCUGCCCCGGGCCUGCAAGGUUUGUCCUCGUUCCUUCAGAGCGUUGCUGGAAAUUCGGGGCAGCCCAGCGAGACGGCGCCCCAGAGCAGCUCCCCGGCCCCCACGAACACCCCGGCGGCCUCCGGGAAGGGGAGGGCUGUGUUGUCCACCACGCAGCCCUUCAUGCCACACAGCCUCAGCUAUUCUCCGAACUCCUCCUCCUCUUCGGCCGAGGUUUCUUCCACCUCGGUCCACAAGAUGCCCUCUGGACACGGCCCCGGGCUCUCCGGGCCCAGCUUCAAGCCCCCCAUCAACUCCCUGGGCUUUGCCAGCGCCCAGGCCCCCAGCCCCUCCCUCCGGCCCGUGGAGACCCCGACCCCUCAGUCGUCGGAGGUCUCGGAGACCAAGGUGGAGCCGGAGCCAACUUCGCCCAGCCUGGAGAUGAAGAUCCACAACUUCCUGAAGGGGAAUCCGGGGUUCAGCGGCCUGAACCUGAACAUCCCCAUCCUGAGCGGUUUGGGCUCCUCCGGCCUGCCGCCCGAGAGCCACCCCUCCUCCUCCCCGGAUUUCGGCCGGGGGCCCACCAGCACUUCGAUGGACAGCAUAGACGGCACUCCGGUGCGUGACGAGCGGAGCGGGACGCCCACACAGGACGAGAUGAUGGACAAGCCGUCCUCCAGCAACGUGGACACCAUGUCGCUGCUGUCGAAGAUCAUCAGCCCCGGCUCCUCCACGCCCAGCAGUACCCGGUCGCCCCUCCAGAGCCGGGACGACGGCUACCCGCAGGAGCUGCCCAACUCCGGCUACCGGCCUUUUGGGCUGAGCCGGGACUCCCCGGCCGGGAUGUACAAGCCGCCCCCGGAGGGGCUGGAGCUGCCCUCCUCGCUGAUGGACUCCCCCCAGGAGAAGUUCUACCCCGACACCUCCUUCCAGGAGGACGAAGACUACCGCGACUUCGACUACCCCGGCCCUCCACCCUCCGCCCUGAUGAACCUGGAGAAGCAGCCGGCCAAGUCCAUCCUCAAGUCGGGGAAGCUGUGCGACCCUUCGGAAUACCCAGCGGGGAUGUCCGGCUACCGGCAGAGGCCCUCGGGGUUCGGCCUGAAGGCCCCUUUCGGCCAGCCCGGGCGGCCUCUCCACGACCAGAGCGACGGCUGCGACCCCCUGCCCUCCUCGGGAAUCUACGGCAGCUACGGCCUGCGGGGAAACGACUCCGGCUCGGACGCCUCCCCCACGCCCAGCAAGAACGACGCCUUCUUCCCGCCGGAUUCCAACCACAGCAGCCUGCCUCCGUCCGGGCAGCAGCCGCACUCGGGGCUGCUGCAGAAGCCGUACCCCGACUCCCCCCACGUGGCUCCCCAGAGGUCCCUUUUCUCGCCCCAGAAUGCCCUCGUGAGCCCCACCGGCCGGCUGCCCCCCUCGAACGCGGAGAAGUCUAUCCUCUCGGCCAUCUCGGCCACCUCCACCAUGGAGUUCAAGAAUAUGCUUAAAAACGCCUCCCGGAAGCCCUCCGAGGAGGGCAAGCACUUCGGCCAGGGGCCCAAAGGGGGCGCCAGCGACCUCCCCGGCCUUUCUCCGGGAGGGGGGGACCCGCAGAAGCAGCCGGAGGAGCACUUCCGGAUCGAGACCAGGGUCUCCUCCUCUUGCUUAGACCUGCCCGACAGCACCGAGGAGAAGGGGGCGCCCAUCGAGACGUUGGGCUACCACAACGCGGCCGUCCGGGGGAUGUCCGGGGAGCCCAUCCAGACGGUGGAAUCCAUCCGCCUGCUGGGGAAGGGCGGCCGAGGGCACGGGCGAGAGGCCUCCCGCGCAGGCUGGUUCGAGAUGAGCGGUGCAGGCAGCUCCUUCGACCGCGGCCCCUCGGGCACGACGGAGAUGCCCCCCCUGGGGUCUGGCGGGGGCGCUGGGGGCGUGUCGAGUUUCCAGAGCCAGUACAAGGACCGGCUGGGCUCGUUCCAGGAAAGCGUCGGCAACUUCCGAGCCGGGGGCUUCGCCGCCCCCUUUGACCGCCACGUCCCACCGCCCCCCUUGGAGCACGGGGCUUCCUUCCCCAGAGACCAGCUGGGGCCACCCCCCUCGGGCCCUCAGCCGCUUCCGCCCAAGGAGCUCAGCACCCUCUUCGCGAGGGACCACUCGGUGCCCCCGCCACGGAUGCCGGCGGUGGAUCGCGCCAGCCCCUUCUCGAAGGAGGCCUCCUCCCCGCUGACCUUGCCUCGCGGGGUGCCUCCUCCCCCGCCCCCGCCUCUCGAACGGAGUGGGGUGCCGUUCCCCUCCCAGCCGCCCCCUCCUCUCCCGGUGGAACACGGGGGGGUCCGUCCGUUCUCUAACCCUCCGCCCACUCCCGGAGACCUCGGCCUCCCCUUCCCGGCUCCCCCCAUGGCCUCCGAGCACGGGGCCCUGCACCAAGGAACGAUGAAGGAGCGUUUUAGCCUGCCGCCAGGAGCCCCCCGGGAUCCGGGGGCCCAACCUCAGUGCGAUCACAGCGGUCAGCCCCUCGGCCGGGCUCGAGACGGCCUGGGCAUAGCCGCCCUUGCCCGAGACGGCCUGGGCUCCGGCCUCUCCGUGGGCUCCUCGGUGUCCGCUCAGCGGAACGGCACAAACCGAGGUGGGCUGGGGCUGAGGAACCAGCGGCCGGAUUUUAGGCCCCGGGAAUUCUUCUUAAACCGAGACCCCUUUAACAGCCUGAAAAGGCCCCGGCCCCCCUUCGCCCGGGGCCCCCCCUUCUUCGUCCCCAAACGCCCCUUCUUCCCUCCCAGGUACUGA
Messenger RNA from Protobothrops mucrosquamatus (brown spotted pit viper), 4407 nucleotides. It is a transcript of the gene RPRD2, whose product is annotated as regulation of nuclear pre-mRNA domain containing 2. Gene Ontology annotation, molecular function: RNA polymerase II complex binding. Gene Ontology annotation, biological process: mRNA 3'-end processing. Gene Ontology annotation, cellular component: RNA polymerase II, holoenzyme. NCBI's taxonomy places the organism in Eukaryota, Metazoa, Chordata, Lepidosauria, Squamata, Viperidae. The transcript is spliced from 12 exons. The coding region runs from base 1 to 4407 and encodes 1468 amino acids. The record is from RefSeq and is a predicted model, not a curated record.